AGUGAGAUAAGGAUUCAGGUUUAUUUCUUCAUGGUCGUAGCGGUAACACGAUUUCACAGCUUAAGAUAAAAAAUAAAGAUUCAAUUUUUUUCUCUCCUUAUGAUUCUUGAUAUAUAUUCGCUGCAUUGUCCUUUUGAUUCGUUGUAUGCUAGUCACGAAAAAGAAAACACAAACACCUUAGAAUCGGCGAUUCAGUCCCCCUUGAGUCCCCGACUCCCCACUCCUGUCUCGACUCUUUACCUAAGCUUCUGCUCGGCCCCAUCCCCGUGCGUCUCCUCCCGGCUUUCGUCUCGCUCUGAGCUCGCCUCUACCAUGGCGACUAGGGUUUAGUAGCGCCGCAGCCUCCAUCACUGCCAUCCUCAACUCCGUACCGGAUCCGGAAGAGGCGUCGGUUCGUCCUCAACGUCGCCAACCUCCGCUCCCCGUCGUCCUCACCCCCUCUAUCUCGUCAAGGCUUGAUAUUUAACGGGCUCUGGGCAGAGUUUAACAAGUUUCAGCAAUGGGGUUUGAUAAUGAAUGUAUCUUGAAUAUUCAAUCCCUUCCUGGUGAAUAUUUCUGCCCUGUUUGCCGGACACUUGUGUAUCCCAAUGAGGCCCUACAAACUCAAUGCACACAUCUCUACUGCAAAUCCUGCUUGGCAUAUGUAGUGGCAACCACACAAGCUUGUCCUUAUGAUGGAUACCUUGUAACAGAAGCUGAUUCGAAGCCUCUUAUGGAAUCAAAUAAAACUCUUGCUGAGACUAUUGGCAAAGUUGCGGUCUAUUGCCUGUAUAAUAAGAGUGGCUGCCAAUGGCAUGGAGAGCUAUCCGCCUGUACCACACAUGGUACUACUUGUGCAUAUGGGAACUCUCCUGUUGUUUGCAAUCGUUGUGGGACACAAAUUGUGCAUCGUCAAGUACAAGAACAUGCUCAACUCUGCCAUGGCUUACAAUCUCAAACCCAACAAGCUGAUGGUAGUCAGGUGCAGCUAGCGGCGGCAACAACUCAGCCAGUCACCCAAGACCCAUCACUUGCUUCAGCUGGAUCUGCUGCACCUGCAGUUACAACCCUACCAAAGCCAUCUUUAACUACAGCCACAGCUGUAACAAGUUCUGCAACAGCAACAGGAGGGGCAGCUGGUGCAACCACAGCAGCAGUGCCUUCUUCAGCCGCAUCUAUUUCUGCUUCCCAAACUCCAACAGCUGAGCAAUGGUACCAGCAGCAGCAGCAGCUCCAAUACUCACAAUAUUAUCAGCAGCAGCAUCCUGGAUCCAACCCUUACAUGCAGCAAUAUCAACAGUAUAACCAAUACCAGCAGGCGUAUCAGCAUUACAUGCAACCUUCAAUGCAAGUACCAUCCCAAAAUGUGGUGCAAGGAUCUGCACAACCUGCUUCUUAUGUUCAGCCUCAAGUGCAAUCCUCCCAACUGAUGAUGCAAGCUCAAAGUCAACCCCAGGUCCAUCCAUUGACAAGUCAACCGCAGCUUCAGCAGCAUCCAGUUCAACCUCAUCCCCAAAGUCACCCUCAUCUUUCCCAUGUUCAACUACCUGCAGAUCAGUCACAGCUUCAUCAAUCAAUUCAGUCAGCCCAAGUUCCACAGUUCCAACCAAGUCAUGUUCCUCUCCAACCAUCUGGUCUCCAAGUACAACCUGCAGCACAUCCAUCUGCUCUUACUCAAGUUGGUAACCAGCAAGUUGCUACUCAAGCAACGGCUCAUCAGGUGCAGCCACAUGUACGAGUUCAACCUCCGCAGCAGCAACAUAUUGUUGCACAGCAACAACAUCCACAUCUGCAAGCUUUACCUCCACAUCAAAAUAUUCAACCUCAGAUGCAGUUAAACUCUCAAGUUCAGCUGCAGCCUCCACAUGCCCAGCAGCAAGCUUACCCACAACCACAGGCCUAUCCUCAACAAACACAUCAUAUGCACCCCCAGAAUGCUUCAUAUACACAGCAGCAAACACAAGGUGCUCUUUUGCAACCUGUACCUGUGUCCCAUCAACAAGCACAUGUUUCUCAUCAUCCUGCACCAAUGCGUCCUCCGUUGCCAAGUCAACAGCCAGCUUUGCAGCCUUUUCAGGGAAUUCAACGUACAACACAACAUGGAAAACAUAUUGGAUUUCAUGCUCAGUGGCCACCAAUGGGUUCCAACAUUUCUUCCCAGGCACCACCACAGGGAUUCCCUGCAAACUCAUCUGUUUCUUCACAAUCAGUUCAACCAUACCAGCAAGGAAUGUCUUCAUCACAACAGGUGCAUUCCCAACCUGGUCAGCCUUAUACACAGCAUCAUGUUACUGGCAAUACUGGACAUGUUCAAACUUCAGCUGGCAGAUCUAUGACUCAUCUUGCACCAACACAGCAGUUUCAGCACCAACAAUCAGCAGUGCUUAGAACUGAGUCACCUGCUGCUGCGCACCCUAUUGGGCAGGGUUCUUUAGAUCUUGAAAAACAUACUUCAAAAUCAGGGAAGUCAGAAAAUGCAAUUAAUGCUGCUGUCAGUGAAAAUAAAAUUAGCGGUGCUGACUCAGCUGCCAUGAGACCUACAAAGCCUCAAUCAGGUGAGGAAAACAUGAACAGUGAACAAAAUGGUUUUGUUGGUGUUAGAAAAGAUGCAGUGCAAACUGGCAUUGUAUCACACGGUUUAGAUGGUUCAAUUAGGAGGGAUGGGAAUACUGACCAGGCAGGUAAUUCACAUGGUCUAGUUGUGCAGGGAGGCAAAGACCAUAAGGCUUCAGAUGUUACUAAUCGUGAGAAAGAACAAUCAUUUCAGCAGGCAUCACUGCAAAAUGCAGGGGCACUGGGCUCUUAUGUGCCCCCAGGUGUGGUACCACAACAUCCAUCUGGACCAGAUAAAAUGCUUCCUCAGCAUAUUAUGAAUCCUGGUCAUAAGCAUGGUUCCUCUGAAAAUAUCCGUCCUCCGUUGCAACAACCAUAUGGUUUGUUUCAUUCUGGAAAGAUAUCAAGGCCAUUUGGAGAGAACCAGAUUCAGAUGCCUAUGUCACAGCCUGGGGGUAUCAGACCUGGUGAUGGUAUGAUCCGACCUCCUGUGGUUGGCCCAUUACCUGGACAUCAUGGUGCAGUGUUGUCUCCUUUUGAUCUUGAACAUUUGGGCCAGCCACAUUCUCUCGGAAUGUUGAACAGCAAUGACUUUGGUGGUGAGGGGUUCAAUACUUCAAGGGGUGCUGCAUAUCCCGGAAGACAUGAUAAUAUCGAAGACGAUCGGAAACAUUUUCCAGCACCAGCCCUUCUGGAUGGUCAAGGCUUGCAAAGGGACCCUAGACAUUUUGAGAGAGCUUUAGUUAGACCUGAUGGUUUCCUUGAUUCAGUACCUGGAAGGCCUCCUUUUCCAAACCAUAGAAGUGUAGGUUUGCAUGAGGGUUUUCCAAGAAAACAAAACACAACUGCCAGUCACCCUGACGUCCUGUCACAUGGAGCAGAAUUUGAUCAUCACAGGGCUAUUGGAAUGCCUAAUUUCAGAAAUCCAGGCCCAUUUGCUCAAGGGACAAGUGGUGGUCCUGGUGCGCCCCCUAAAAACCAGCUUGGCUCUGGUAACCUUCCUGGAAACAUACAACAUGCUUUUGCAGGCCCAGACAUCCCUCCAGCUCCUUUUAACCUUGGUGACAUGCAUCCAGGUGACCCUCAUCUUGUUGCUGACUAUUCUCAGCAUGGAUUUCCUAAAACUGCAGCACACUUUGGUUUGGGUGGAUUCUCGAGAAAUGGGAAUUCUGGUUGGUGCCGAAUAUGCAUGUUUAACUGUGGGACCGCAGAGAAUCUGGAUCUGCAUGUACAAACAAGGGAACAUCAGCAAUGUGCAAUGGACAUUAUCCUGAAAAUGAAGCAAGAUGUUGCAAAGAGGAAAAAACUGAAUUAUGGAGGCCCCAAGUCGGUCAACAACAAAAAGGUUUCUGGGAAGGGCCAUUUUCGUGGGAAUAGGCGCUAGUGUUACCUGAUUCAGCUUGAUGUGAAUUUGAAGGUUGCUACUGGUGCUUUUGGACGUUUCAUAGGCAAUUGAGAGUUGAGAUCUCUUCAGACAUCAUGUUCACGCGGUUCAGAGUAUUUGAAGUGGAACUUGUAAUGUUCCCAAACUUUUGUUGCCAUGUUGAUCUGCAGAGUUCACAUGGCUAUGUUUACUUUACGUAUUUUUGCUGAAGUUCUGGGAUUGCUUAACAUGCUAGUACCCUUCUUCUGUAUGCGAUGAUUUAUGACUACUGUUUGUUUCAACUAGGCUCAUGCUUUGUCUAAUGCGACCUAAUAAUAGACCACACUGAAACUUUUACAAAGAGACAUGUAAUUGUGUCAUCAGACAUCCAGAACAUGGUAAUUUUUUGUUGGAAUCUUUUGGUAAGGGGCUGAUGGGAACAUGUAAAAGGUACUUUCAGUGCCUGAAAAUUAUGCUAGUUUUUCAUAGUUUAAUUCAAAAAAAAAAAUCUAAGGGUGUGGUGUCUAAAUAGAGUUCCUUUACACCACUAAGCCCAAUUUGCUUAAUGAUAUAUUUUAAAAUUAUUGAAUGCUGAUUCCAUGAUAUGUUCCCAUUCAAAACAAGGGAGGACAAAAGUGCUGCAUUCUGGAAUAAACACAUGGGCUAGAGUUGUUGACAUAUCAUUGCAUGACAACAACAAAGCCAUCCAAAUCAACAAAAAUAAUCUCAUUAAAGUGGUGCCUAUUUUGUGCCUGAGGGAUCCAUUAGUGUUAAAGGGAGGUUUGGAAGCCUGGAAGGAAACACAAAAGUAUGAAGAGGUUUGAAUUGGGACAUGUACUUUGAAUGUUAGCAUGAGAUGGGAGGGAAUUGAUGGUAAACCUUGUUUGGAACCAAAGUAUGUAGGUUGUGCUCAAAUAUAGAAGAAAAAGAAAGAUAUCUUGAUUUUCAUAUGAAUACUAGUACGUGCAUCAUGUAUGCAGAGCUUUUUGAUACUGAUACUGGAGUUUUAUUAUUCACUUCUAGUUAGUUAGUUAGUUAUUCGAGGUAGUGAUGGUUUUAUUAUCAUGGGUUUGAUGUUCAGAAUAGGACAUCAUUGAACCCUACAAGCACUAAAUGUUGUGGGUAAAAUACCUAAGUUUCUAAUUCACUGCUGCUGGGCAGAUGGCUUGUUCAGUUAUGUUUGAUAUGAUUUUUCGCAUGUGAUAUAUUUUGCUGAUGGUGGUGUUUCUCUAGAUGUCUGUUUUAAAUCAUCUGUAUUUGCUGUUUGUUUGCUAAGCAGAAACUGGAAAGUGUAGGAUAAUUUCCAGCAGAGGGCUCCUGUCAUACUUGCUUGUUUCCCUAACGAUGGUAAGGAUGACAUGCUUUGAUAUGCUGGUAAGGAAAGAUAUGUAUUGAGCUUUUACUACAAUACACUUCAAACUUUUGGACUGAAGUUUUUCAUAUAUGGAUUAUUGCUAAAGUGCUGAAGGCCGAAGCCAAUCUGUGACCUGUCAAUUACUUGGACACUAAUGACCUGUUUGGUUCGCUGCCUAACUUACCACAGUUUGCCACACAUAAGGUUAGGCAAGUUUGAUCAACUUAGGCGCGUGUUUGGUUUGUAGUCACAGUUGUGGCAAGAUUUGUCUCUUGCUGCGUUGGUCCCACUCAUCAAUGACUUAUAAAAGUGUAGCAUGAUUCUCUUAGGCAUUGCCAAAAUGCGGCAAAGAAUUUGAGCGCCUAACCUUUGGCAUGUGUGGCAGAAAAUAUAUGGCAAUUUAUGACACCUUAGCCGUACAACCAAACAGACGCUAAAGGUCCCAGUUUGUAUAAUUGUGAGGCCAUCAUGAACUGCUAUGCUUUUGUUCGUAGGAAACAACAUAAGAUAUAUUUAUGUGUAAAUUAAUAGAUUGUUCAUAUCUAUGUUCAUUCGGGGUAAGGAGUGACAUUACAAUGUCUUGGUUGAACUCAAUUUAUGUGAUCGCCAAGUGGUUCAAGUGUGCCCCAAUGUUAUGUUUGUUCACUUUCCAGUGCUUAGUUUGCCGGAUGCUGUUGCCCACAGAAGAUGCCCCCCCAAACAAACAAAAUUGGUUGGGCAUCACUUGUAAUAUAUUUCUCCCAAAUGCAGGUUGUUUGGGGUUAGACUUGUUACAUACAUUCUUCACCUGCUCAUGGAUUUUGUCCAAACUACUCAUAGGGUUAUCGUUCACAUGUGUAACUUAUUCAGCACACUACUGUGAUUUUUUUAUAGAACUAGGUAGGAUGGUUAUUUAGCAAGAUGAUGGUAUGAUUCAAAACAACUUGGUGCUUUCUGCUACUACCCUUGACUUGUAGCCCGCUAUUAGUUUGGAUAUAACCAAUCAAUUAAAAGGCACCCUUUGGAUGUAAGCACAAUUCGGUUGGCUGCUUCCAAUUGAUUUGGCUACAGAUCAAAUCCUCUUCAAAAUUGCAUGGUGUAUUUUGCGUUGCUCAAAGACAAGAAAUCAUUCAAGAUGCUUACACUGCCCCUAUUUAUUUUCUCUGACUGGAACGGGGUUGGCUACCAUGACGACUUAGCAAUUGGAAUGCCAAACUCUAGGUUCAUCAAUGGUUUUGUAAUUUUGAGGUCACCAGUGAUUUGUUAUACAGAAUUGUGGGUGAAAAUGAAAACAUCUCUGGCAAGUUCCAGUCAGUUUCUGACCAGUUUUUGACACAGACUGGUCUGAUGUUGAUUGUCACAUUUUUGUAGCACAUACUCUUAAGGAUCGGGCCAAAAAGUCUGUUUUCUUGAAUGGUUCCUUCCUAUUUAGGUUUGAAUUGUAGAAUCACUGGUGCUGGUGCCCCUUUGUCACUCGUGUCAAAUAGUAAAAGGAAAUGUGCCGUUAUCGAUCGGAAUUGUAGAAUCACAUUACUGUACGAUUAUCGAUCGAAUUACUGUUACAAUAGUAACUUGCAGUGCAGUAUAUUCAAUUUGGUAGUAAUUAGCAACUUGGUGACAUUGUUGUUCGUGCUUGGCAUAAUGUAGACGAUCUAUGUUUCUUCUGUCUCUUUUCUUUUGUGUUUCUUUGGGAUUCUUGUAGAUGGUGGAUGUGCCUGGGUGCCGACUACUGUUUGAACGAACUGAUCGUGCCUUGCUCAUUUUCUACCGGCAUCGGAUGUUUUUGACCGACUCCAGGGCACCUCAUAUCUACCGUUGCUGAGGUUUAAAUUGUAAAAUUCCCGUCCUGUAGUUCUUUAAUUACAACUAAUGCACCAGGCGAACGAAAAUUCUUGUAAUGUAUUCACAAAUAUUUCUAGAGAAGUUUGCAGUGUAAAUAUAACAAUGUUCGUUUCAAUGGAGUGCACCUACUAAUUAAUGUA
Zea mays is the source of this 7210-nucleotide messenger RNA. RefSeq lists its product as uncharacterized. Bases 500 to 3916 code for a protein of 1138 amino acids. The transcript has 10 exons. The record is from RefSeq and is a predicted model, not a curated record. Lineage: Eukaryota; Viridiplantae; Streptophyta; Magnoliopsida; Poales; Poaceae.